Molecule: messenger RNA, 2160 nt
Organism: Pyrus x bretschneideri (Chinese white pear)
Lineage: Eukaryota; Viridiplantae; Streptophyta; Magnoliopsida; Rosales; Rosaceae
Product: MLO-like protein 3
Exons: 15
Coding region: 208-1854 (548 amino acids)
Biological process (GO): defense response
Cellular component (GO): membrane
Source: RefSeq, a predicted model, not a curated record
UUCAUGGAUACGACCUUCACAGGGUGCGGCUUUGUUUGGACUUGAAAGUCAUUGCAGCAUACAUGAUUUGAACAUUUCAUCCCCUUCUUCUUCUCUAUUUAUUUGAAGUAUUUAAAUUAACAAAUUUUCUCUGUGCUUUCUUUCAUCUCUUUCAUUAAUUCCUCCAUUGAUGCUGAUCCAUUUUUCCCCCAAGAAAACAUAGAAAUUAUGGCUUCUGGAGGAUCAGCAUCCAGCCGUUCACUUCAAGACACACCCACCUGGGCUUUGGCAGCAGUUUGCUUUGUGUUCAUAUUUCUCUCUCUAUUUAUAGAGCACUUGAUCCAUCUCAUUAGCAAAUGGCUCAAAACUCACAGAAAGACAGCCUUGUUCGAGGCCGUAGAGAAGCUCAAAUCAGUGCUUAUACUCCUGGGAUUUAUGUCACUAAUUUUGACAGUAUCACAAAGAUCCAUAUCCAAAAUAUGCAUACCCACAAAAGUUGCAUAUACCAUGCUUCCCUGCAGAAAAAAAGCACCAACAAAAACCACCAAAGCACUUGGUUUUGAGCAAAUAUCAGUAGAAAGAAUGCUUGCAGCAGCUGAUACCAGUGAGGAUCACUGUGAAACCCAGGGAAAGACCUCGUUUAUAUCUCAAGGGGGCCUCAAUCAGCUCAACAAUUUCAUCUUUGUUUUGGCAGUUAUGCAGAUUGUGUAUAGUGUUCUCACCAUGGCUUUAGGAAGGGCCAAGAUGAGGCGUUGGGAAGCAUGGGAAAAAGAAACUCAGACAGUGGAAUACCAGAUGGCAAAUGAUCCGAAGCGGUUUAGGUUUACAAGGCAGACAACAUUUGCUCUUAGACAUAUGAGUUCCUGUACAGGAAGUGGAACAUCUGUUGGACUGUGGAUUAGGUGCUUCUUCCGGCAGUUUUUCCAUUCAGUGGAAAAAGUUGAUUACCUCACUUUGCGUCAUGGUUUUGUUUCGACUCAUUUUCCAACAAACAACAAUGCAUUCGAUUUCCAAAAGUAUAUACAACGAUCACUGGAGGAUGAUUUUAGAGCUGUAGUCGGAAUCAGCCCUUUCAUGUGGUUUAUGGUCGUCAUCUUCAUCCUCCUCGACGUGCAUGGUUGGCAGGUGUAUCUCUGGGUAUCAUUUGUGCCACUGAUUAUAGUGCUAGUUCUUGGAACCAAACUUGAAGUAGUGGUGGCAAACAUGGCUCAUCAACUUCAUGACCAGCAUAAUGUGAUUCAAGGAGCUCCUCUGGUGCAACCAAAGGACAGUCACUUCUGGUUCAAUCAACCGCGGUUCGUCUUGACUCUUGUACAUCUCACAUUGUUUAUGAAUGCUUUUGAACUUGCUUUCUUCAUAUGGGUCACGGUGCAAUUUGGGAUACACUCCUGCUACCAUGAACACAUACAUAUUAUAAUUGUACGAGCGGUUUUAGCGGUGACGGUUCAAGUGAUGUGCAGUUACAUUACUCUUCCUCUCUAUGCUCUAGUGACCCAGAUGGGAUCAAAUUUCAAGAGUGCAGCAGUGCUUGAAGAGCAAACGACAAAUGUUAUAAAGCAGUGGCAUGCUGAUGUGAAGAGAAAGAGGAAAAAUAAAUCACACUAUUCACAAUCUGGUCAUGACGAAGAUUCAUCUACGGUGGGAAGCAGCUGGGAAAUCAUGAAUACCCCAGAUUUUUCUUCUCAUCGUCCCCAACUUUCUUUCGCUGAAAUGAACCACAGUCACCCUAGAGAAACUGAGAAUUUUUAUGGUAACGAAGAAAUUGUUGAGGAUCAUCAAGAAAGGGAUGGACAAAAUGAAAUUGAACUAGCUAGUAAUGCUUCAUCUGCUGAGGUACAUAUAGGAAUGCCGGAGGUCACCAGAACACAAACUUAAACAUUUUAUUGGCAAAAAAGAAAAAAAAAGAAAAAGAAAAGCAAGUAUGAUAAAUAGGUUAGCCCAUUAGAGGAUUGGAGCUUCUCUAAUCAAUUUUAGCAUAUCUGUAUAAUUGGUAGUUUACAUUUCUCUAUUUUUUUCCCUCAAGUUUAAUAAGCCUUUAAAUUGUAACUUCCAAUCUUAUGAUGAGCUCCAGAUUUUAAUUUUUGAAUGCUUUGGUAUCCCUAUGUAUCCAUUAAUUAACGUAAAAUACUUGGCUCUUUACAUGAGUAAUAAGAAUUUAUCAUUGCAGAUAAAUUAUAGCUU